Molecule: messenger RNA, 1035 nt
Organism: Xiphophorus hellerii (green swordtail)
Lineage: Eukaryota; Metazoa; Chordata; Actinopteri; Cyprinodontiformes; Poeciliidae
Product: hepatitis A virus cellular receptor 1 homolog
Exons: 7
Coding region: 1-792 (263 amino acids)
Biological process (GO): apoptotic cell clearance; cytoskeletal rearrangement involved in phagocytosis, engulfment
Molecular function (GO): phosphatidylserine binding
Source: RefSeq, a predicted model, not a curated record
AUGAAGGUGGACCAGUGGAGUGUUUCUCCUCUGGCUGACCAGAAGCUGCAGGUGAUGCAGAGGAACUUGAGAAUGCUGCAGGGGCUCCUGGGAGCUGUGGUGACAGCAGAGUUUCAGCAGCUGGUAGUCAAAACGUGCUGCUUGUUCAUCGUGAAGGUCGUGCUGCUGAUCGUGCUGCUCGCAGUGUCAGGAUGUGACGGCAGGAGCGUUGUUGGUCAGACGGGUCAGAAUGUGACUCUGCUCUGUAAAUAUGAUAUAAAAUACCAUGGAGCAGUGCAUGUUUGCUGGGGAAAAGGAGAAAUACCAACAUAUGGCUGCAACAAUCAGCUCCUCUCUACAAAUGGACAUAAAGUUGAGACCAGUGCUUCCAGCAAGUAUCAGCUACUGGGACAACUGGAUCAAGGAGACGUUUCUCUCACCAUCCUCAACCUCACAGAGGAAGAUGCUGGAAGAUACGGCUGCAGAGUCCAGAUAAACGGAUUAUUCAAUGAUCAAAAACAUCAUUUUGACUUGAGAGUUAAAAGAGUUCCGACCAGCUGGACUCCAUCAGAACCUCAGACGUCCUCAGAGAGACCAGCUGCUGCUCAGACUGCAGCAGAUCAGCUGACCACAGAGAGCCUCCUGACUUCAGCUGAGCAUCAGCAGGAGGGCAGCAUGAUGUCUCUGGCUCUGCUGCUGGUGGUUCUGGUCGCUGCAGUUGGACACUCUGGGCACAGGGACCUGAACACCUCGAAGUCUGUGAUUGGACCAGAACCUCCUGUGUUUACCAGACGGUUCUGGAGUCAGAAGUGACCCGAUCUGUCCAGCAGCUAGAGAGGAAAACAACCAAUGAGGCCGUUUACUGCUGCACAUGAUUCUACCAGCUCUAGGAUCAGAGUUUGGGUCAAUUAUUGUAUAUUUUUAAAAAUGUUUCUGGUGUUUCUGUUUGCAGCAAGAAGCAGCUCAAACUGAGAGUCUUUGAUUCUCCUUCUGUUCAUUUCUAGAAACUCUGAACCGUUUCUGACAUCAAAACAUUAAAGGUCGCCAUUAAACUGA